CAAUCAAAAUUGUUGAUAUCUUACCUUAUUUAGUUAUUUACAGAUUUAUUGAUACAUUUAAAGAUUAUAAAAUGAGAUCUUUAUCUAUCCAGAUAACAAAAUCUAAAUUAAUCUAUUACAGUUAAUUAUAUUAUUAUACUUUCCUAUUUUUUGCUUGACACAUACAAUGUUCUAUCCAGUCUAUUAUAAGCUUCUAUACGUGGCGAUUUUUUUAAAAAAAAAAAAAAAAAACCAGGAUGUGUAUCGGUACAAAUUUUUACAUGAUUGCCCAAAUACCUAUAAAUACAUGUUUUCAGAGAUUCACUUUUGUCCAAAAAUAGAGACACUAUUUGUCUCUCAAAGCCUUCAUUGACAUUUGUCUCAUGUUUUGUCAAAAAUUCUCAUCAUCUCCACUUUCUUCCAAAGCUCACUAUACGACAUAGACUACCUCCUACCGCCACCCUUUCAACCCACAUGUUCCUUAUUAAUCAACCCCUUCUUCUUUUCAAGAGAUACAUUUGUUAAUCCAACCUUAAAUUUUUCUCACAAUUUUUCUUUUUUUUUUUUUUAAAAAAAAAGUACUCAAAAUUUCUAGUGAUCAUCUAGGUGUUUUCUUUUUCUUCUUUUAUAACCCAAAAAAAAAAAUGGUCAAAAUGUCUACCCUUUCAGAGGCUUACAAGGAUCAUCCUGUGAAACAAAAUCUUAUCGUUCCUCUUGACUUUACCUCAGUCAAAAGUGUUCCCGAAUCUCAUGCAUGGGCACGAUGUUAUGAUGAUCCAAAAAUCAACCCUAGUGACAUUGACAAAUCGUGGUCUUCAAUCUCUGUCCCAGUGAUUGAUCUCGACGAUCCUAAUGUUGUAAACCUUAUUUUUAAGGCGUGUGAGACUUGGGGUAUGUUCCAAGUCACGAAUCAUGGGAUUUCAAAACAAGUACUCGACCAAGUCGAGUCUCAAGCCAAAAAUUUAUUCAAUCUCCCAUUCGAGCAAAAGAUGAAGGUUGUACGACCCCCCAACGGAGCUACCGGCUACGGAUAUCCUCGAAUCACUCCUUUCUUUAACAAGCUAAUGUGGAAUGAAGGGUUCACUAUCAUGGGUGACUCCUUGAAUAACAAUGCUAAGAUACUUUGGCCUAAUGAUUUCCAAGAUUUUUGUGAAGUGAUAUCAGAGUACCAAACAAGGAUGAAGGACCUCGGUAACAAACUCAUGGAUCUACUUCUCAAAUCACUCAACAUACCCGAACCCAUUUUAGAAGGAAAAGAUCAAGACCCUUGUACUGCAUUGCAACUCAACUCAUAUCCGACAUGCCCUGACCCGACCCAAACAAUGGGUCUAGCCCAACACACCGACACCUUUCUCUUUACAAUCCUCCACCAAAGUGGCAAUACAAGUGGGCUCCAAGUACUAAAAGAUGGGCUCGGAUGGGUCUCGGUUGACCCGCAUCCGGGUGCUUUAGUGGUGAAUGUGGGAGAUCUUUUGCACAUAAUUUCAAAUGCAAGAUUCCCAAGUGCAAUUCAUAGGGCAGUUGUCAACAAUGAAAAACAAAGGCUAUCCUUUGCAUAUUUCAUUGGCCCUCCUUUAGACUUUGAAGUCUCUCCCUUUUUGGAUUAUCCAAAUUGUGACGGUCCUUAUUUCAGGUCUUUGAAGGUGAAGGAAUAUGUUAGCAUUAAGUCUAAGUACCUUGAUUUGGCACUCUCCAUUGUUAAGAAAAGUGGCUAAUUAGUAUAAAUUAGAGUAAAAGACAUGUUUAAGUUUUCCUUCCUUGGUUUUAUUUGGAAUUACAAUUAAAGGGUUGGAAAACCAAAUUUGUACUUUGGUAAAGUAAAUGAGUAUGCCAUUGCGUCUUGUCAAAAAAAAAAAUAUAAAUAAAUAAAAAUUGAGUAUGCCAUUGAUUAUCCUUACAUUACUUGUUUAAUUAUAUUAUUAUAUAUUCUAAUAAUUUAUGCUUAUCCAAUGUGUUGAAACCAUGCUCAAAAAAUGAUUUUUGUAGUUUAUCCCCCGCAAUCAUAAAAUCUUGAAUCAUUUACUAAUUUCUUCGUCUCUAAAUAUUGUUCCUAAUUUGACUUAUUUUUGUAAGCACUAGGAACAAUAUUUAGUAGGUACAUGUUUUAAUUACUUUGAUAAAAAUAAAAUAAAAACGUAAAAAUUAAACUAAAACAAAAGGGAAAAAAAAAAUCAGAAACAACAUAACAGAAACACGUCUACGGCAAUAAUGAAAUUACCAACAUAAACGUAAUAUUUGACACAAAAUGGGACAUAAGUUAGACCUAUAUUGGCUUGUUAUUUAACUUGUGAAAAUAAGUACUCAAUAUUUUGGAAAUAAAAGAAAAUUUGACUAGUAAUGUAGGAAUAACUUUAAUUCAUCAAACAACACAGUCAACAUUAAUCCAACUAAUAAAAUAUCAUAUAAAAAAAGAAAGAAAGAAAAGAAAAAAAGGAUCUGAUACCAAGCAGACAAUCAAUUACUCCGUAAUGAUUUUAUGGUUUUAAAGCAAACAAACAAGUUAUAUUAGAAACAAAAGAUGAGAUUAUUAUAUACUUCGUAUAUAAAAAGGAGGCCUUGUACUGUACACAAACAAAUCAACUAAAUAAGGUUAGGUUGUAGUCUUGAAAGAAGACGGACCUAAUAUUUUUGUAUCUCUUAAAUAAUCAGGCCGGCUAUUCAAAAAAAAAAAGUAAAAAAAAAAAAAAAAAAAAAAAAAAAAAACAGACCA
Chenopodium quinoa (quinoa) is the source of this 2689-nucleotide messenger RNA. RefSeq names its product gibberellin 3-beta-dioxygenase 1-like. NCBI's taxonomy places the organism in Eukaryota, Viridiplantae, Streptophyta, Magnoliopsida, Caryophyllales, Amaranthaceae. Gene Ontology annotation, molecular function: gibberellin 3-beta-dioxygenase activity. The record is from RefSeq and is a predicted model, not a curated record. The transcript has 2 exons. Gene Ontology annotation, biological process: gibberellin biosynthetic process; response to light stimulus. Bases 624 to 1694 code for a protein of 356 amino acids.